AUGUCACCCGGUCCCGUCGUUGAUCCUGAACCCGCCGCCGCCGCCAUCGAGGAGAUCAUCUCCAAGGUGGAGGAGACCCAGAAAAAGAAGCCUUCUCAGAACGAGGAUGAGCCUGUGGUGGAGGACGUGAAAGAAGAUGAGAAGGAUGAUGAUGAUGAAGAUGAUGAAGAGGACGAUGAUGAUGAGGAUGAUGACACACCAGGUGCUAAUGGGAGUUCCAAGCAGAGCAGAAGUGAAAAGAAGAGUCGCAAGGCAAUGUUGAAGCUUGGCAUGAAACCUGUUACUGGUGUUAGCAGGGUCACCAUCAAGAGAACCAAAAAUAUACUAUUUUUUAUCUCAAAGCCAGAUGUCUUCAAGAGCCCAAACUCUGAGACUUACAUCAUAUUUGGAGAGGCUAAGAUAGAGGAUUUGAGCUCUCAGCUGCAGACGCAGGCUGCUCAGCAGUUUAGGAUGCCAGACAUGUCAUCCAUGUUACCAAAAUCAGAUGCUUCUACUGCAGCUGCUACAGCACCAGCAGAUGAAGAAGAGGAAGAAGUCGACGAGACUGGGGUUGAGCCUAGGGACAUUGAUCUGGUUAUGACACAGGCUGGGGUUUCUAGAGGCAAGGCUGUCAAGGCCCUCCAGACAAACAAUGGGGACAUUGUCAGUGCUAUUAUGGAGCUUACUACUUAG
This is a messenger RNA of Dovyalis caffra, 672 nucleotides long. NCBI's taxonomy places the organism in Eukaryota, Viridiplantae, Streptophyta, Magnoliopsida, Malpighiales, Salicaceae. The record is from the annotation of a GenBank genome assembly.